CCGGGCUCCCAGCAGCAAGGUGAGGCGGAGCUGCGCUCCUGGGUGAACGCGGGCGGAGCUCCGCGGCUGCGGGGGAGACUGCGAUCGAGAGCGGGAGCGAGGCGGACAGCGGAGGGGGAGCCCGCGAGCCGCCGGGCGGAAAGCCCAAGCCGCGCUGUCGCCGCGCAGGGACGACUUGGCCAACACACUCACACACACACACACACACACAUACACACACACACACCCAGCCCGAGCGGGCGCUCGCGGCGAACCGUCAACAUGGCGCUGGGGCUCUUGCCCGAGCGCGGGCGGCAGCGGCGGCGCGGGAGCUGCUGAGCCUGGCCGAGCCCAGUCCAGCUGCGGGAACCCAGAAGAUCGCGUGGAGCUGUCGCCACCUGCCCUGAGGCUCCGAUCCCGCUCCGCUCCGCCCCGCCCCACCCCCACGCGGCCCUGAGCCCACCCCUCCACUGGGCCGACCCCGAGGGCAGCCGGCUGGCAGCAGACGGCGAGGGAGGCGAGCGAGAACGGCGCCUGGAGCGGGCUGCGGGCAGCCGGGGACGGCAAACUUUGCUGCUCGCCGCGCUUCCCCGGUCCGGCUCCUUCUCCGCUCGUUAACUUAGCCCUCCCUCCCCCACCCCAACCCUGCACACCUCUCCCGAUCUACCCAGCCGCCCCCCGCUCCUUUUCGCCGCCUCGACUCUGCUCGAAGGAAAACUUCAAAGCGUCGGAUCGAAAGCUCCCAGCCUGCUCCCCGAUUGGGGAUUUCAGACUAGACGCUUGAAGCAAAGCUGCCAUCCAAGAAGACGACAUGCUUUCAGCAACCCCCCUGUAUGGGAACGUUCACAGCUGGAUGAACAGCGAAAGGGUCCGCAUGUGUGGGACGAGCGAAGACAGGAAAAUUCCUGUAAAUGAUGGUGACACUUCAAAACCCAGACUGGAACUGAGGGAAGAGAAUCCCUUGAAUCACAACGUGGUGGACGCCAGUAACGCCCAUCGGAUUGAUGGCCUGGCAGCACUGAGUAUGGAGCGCACUGGCCUCAUCCGGGAAGGGCUCCGGGUCCCUGGAAACAUCGUCUAUUCUAGUUUGUGUGGACUGGGCUCGGAGAAAGGUCGGGAGGCAGCCACAAGCACUCUCAGUGGCCUUGGGUUCUCUUCCGAAAGAAAUCCAGAGAUUCAGUUCAAACCGAAUACAUCUGAGACCGUGGAAGCUUCUGCCGUCUCUGGAAAGCCCCCAAAUGGCUUCAGUGCUAUAUACAAAACCCCACCUGGAAUACAAAAAAGUGCUGUAGCCACCGCAGAAACCCUGGGCUUGGACAGGCCUACCAGUGAUAAACAGAGCCCACUCAACAUCAAUGGUGCUAGCUAUCUGCGGCUGCCCUGGGUCAACCCUUACAUGGAGGGGGCCUCGCCAGCCAUCUACCCUUUCCUUGAUUCGCCAAAUAAGUAUUCACUGAACAUGUACAAGGCCUUGCUACCUCAGCAGUCUUACAGCUUGGCCCAGCCGCUGUAUUCUCCAGUCUGCACCAACGGGGAGCGCUUUCUCUACCUGCCACCCCCUCACUACGUCAGUCCCCAUAUCCCCUCAUCCUUGGCUUCUCCCAUGCGGCUCUCCACACCCUCAGCCUCCCCAGCCAUCCCACCUCUAGUCCACUGUGCAGACAAGAGCCUCCCGUGGAAGAUGGGGGUCAGCCCCGGGAACCCCGUCGAUUCCCAUGCCUAUCCUCACAUCCAGAACAGUAAACAGCCAAGGGUGCCCUCUGCCAAGGCAGUCUCCAGUGGUCUGCCAGGGGACGCAGCUCUCUUGUUGCCCCCCUCACCUCGUCCCUCACCCCGGGUUCACCUCCCCACCCAGCCCACUGCAGAUACCUACUCUGAGUUCCAUAAGCCCUACGCCAGGAUCUCCACCUCUCCCUCGGUCACCUUGUCGAAGCCAUACAUGACUGUCAGCAGUGAGUUUCCCACGGCCAGGCUUUCAAACAGCAAGUAUCCCAAGGCUCCAGAAGGGAGUGAGAGUGCCCAGCCAGUGUCUGGGCACCUGCGGAAGACAACGGUUCAAGACCGAAAAGAUGGGGGCUCCCCUCCUCUGUUGGAAAAGCAGACGGUUACCAAAGACGUUACAGAUAAGCCACUAGACUUGUCUUCUAAAGUGGUGGAUGGGGACACUUCCAAAGCGGACCACAUGAAAAAGAUGGCUCCCACAGUCCUGGUUCAUAGCAGGGCUGCAAGUGGCUUAGUGCUCUCCGGAAGUGAGAUUCCAAAAGAAACCUUAUCUCCUCCAGGAAAUGGCUGUGCUAUCUAUAGAUCUGAGAUCAUUAGCACGGCUCCUUCGUCCUGGGUGGUGCCCGGGCCAAGUCCUAAUGAAGAGAACAGUGGCAAAAGCUUGUCCCUGAAAAACAAGACACUGGACUGGGCGAUACCGCAGCAGCGGAGUUCCUCGUGUCCUCGCAUGGGCGGCACGGAAGCCGUGAUCACGAAUGUUUCAGGGUCAGUGUCGAGCGCAGGCCGCCCUGCCUCUGCGUCUCCAGCCCCCAACGCCAAUGCAGAUGGCACCAAGACCAGCAGGAGCACCAUGGACACCACACCAUCGGUCAUUCAGCACGUGGGCCAGCCCCCAACCACGCCUGCCAAGCACAAUGGCAGUACCAGCAGCAAGGGCACCAAAGCCAGCAACCCAGAACCCAGUUUUAAGGCAAACGAGAACGGCCUUCCGCCGAGUUCAUUAUUUCUGUCUCCAAAUGAAGCAUUCAGGUCCCCACCGAUUCCCUACCCCCGAAGUUACCUCCCUUACCCGGCACCUGAGGGCAUUGCUAUAAGCCCCCUCUCUUUACAUGGCAAAGGACCUGUGUACCCUCACCCAGUCUUGUUACCCAAUGGCAGUUUGUUUCCCGGGCACCUUGCUCCAAAGCCAGGCCUCCCCUAUGGGCUGCCCACGGGCCGGCCAGAAUUUGUGACCUACCAAGAUGCCCUGGGUUUGGGCAUGGUGCACCCCAUGUUGAUCCCACACACGCCCAUGGAGAUCGCUAAAGAAGAGAAACCCGAGAGGCGGUCUCGAUCCCAUGAGAGAGCCCGCUACGAGGAGGCAAGCCUCCGCAAUCGGUUUUCUGAGAUGCUGGAGGCCAACAGCACCAAGUUGCACCCCGAAGUCCCUGCUGACAAAAACCUGAAGCCGACACCUAGCUGGAACCAAGGGAAGAGUGUUGUCAAAAGUGACAAGCUUGUCUAUGUGGAUCUUCUUCGAGAAGAAGCCGAUGCCAAGACCGAGGCAAAUGUAUCCAAGCCCGGCUUCACAGCCGAGAGCGUUGGCCAGAGUGCCGAGCCCACCAAACCUCCAGCCGACCUGGCCCUGCAGCAACACCGUGAUUUCAUCUCUCUUCGAGAGGAGCUGGGGCGCAUCGGUGACUUCCAUGAGGCUUACCCUUUCAAGCAGGCUACAGGCCAGCCAGUCUUCAGCUUAGGCAAGGACAAUGUACCGACAGCAACCAACAAGGAGAAUCUAGGGGUGCCAGUCGCAACUCCAUUCUUGGAGCCAACUCUGGGGAGCGAGAGCCCUGCUGUAACUUUUGGGAAAACCCAGGAAGAUCCCAAACCGUUUUGUGUGGGCGGUGGUGCCCCUGCAAGUGUGGACGUCACCCCCACCUAUACCAAAGAUGGAUCUGAGGAGGCAGAAUCCAAUGAUGGCAAAGUGCUGAAACCGAAGCCAUCGAAGCUGGCCAAGAGAAUCGCCAACUCGGCGGGUUACGUGGGUGACCGAUUCAAGUGUGUCACUACCGAACUGUAUGCCGAUUCCAGUCAACUCAGCCGGGAGCAGAGGGCAUUGCAGAUGGAAGGAUUACAAGAGGACAGUAUUUUAUGUCUACCCGCUGCUUACUGUGAGCGUGCAAUGAUGCGCUUCUCAGAGUUGGAGAUGAAAGAGAGAGAAGGUGGCCACCCAGCAACCAAAGACUCCGAGGUCUGCAAAUUCAGCCCAGCCGACUGGGAAAGGUUGAAAGGAAAUCAGGACAAAAAGCCAAAGUCGGUCGCCCUGGAGGAGGCCAUUGCUGACCAGAACGACAGUGAGAGAUGCGAGUACAGUUCUGGAAACAAACACGAUUCCUUUGAAGCCCCCGAGGACAAAGAUCUCCCUGUGGAGAAGUACUUCGUGGAGAGGACGCCUGGGAGCGAGCUGCCCGCUGACCAGGUGGCUGCGGACAUGCCGCACAGUCCCGCCCUCCGGCUGGACAGGAAGCGCAAAGUCUCAGGUGACAGCAGCCACACCGAGACUGCUGUGGAAGAGCUGCCAGAAGACCCUCUGCUGAAAGCCAAGCGAAGACGGGUCUCCAAAGAUGACUGGCCUGAGAGGGAAAUGACAAACAGUUCCUCUAACCACUUAGAAGACCCACAUUAUAGUGAGCUGACCAACCUGAAGGUGUGCAUUGAAUUAACAGGGCUCCAUCCUAAAAAGCAACGCCACCUGCUACACCUUAGAGAACGGUGGGAGCAGCAGGUGUCAGCAGCAGAGAGCAAACCUGGCCGCCAAAGCAGGAAGGAAGUGACCCAGGCAGUUCAGCCUGAGGUCACAGCCCAGGGGAAUAACCUCACCGAAGAGAAACCUGGCAGGAAAAGGGCAGAGGCCAAAGGCAACCGAGGCUGGUCGGAAGAGUCCCUCAAAGCCAGUGACAAUGACCAAGGCUUGCCUGUGUUCUCCGCCUCUCCGCCCAUAAAGAGCCUUUCAUCCACCAAUGCGAGCGGCAAAAAGCAGACUCAGCCAAGCUGCACGCCAGCCUCGAGGCCGCCUGCCAAACAGCAGAAAAUUAAAGAAAGCCAGAAGACAGAUGUGCUGUGCACAGAUGAGGAAGAGGAUUACCAGGCUGCCUCCCUGCUGCAGAAAUACACGGACAACGGCGAGAAGCCAUCCGGGAAGAGACUGUGCAAAACCAAGCACUUGGUACCUCAAGAAUCCAGGCGGAGCUUGCCAAUUCCUGGGGAAUACUACGUGGAAAACACGGAUGGCAAGGUGACUGUCCGGAGAUUCAGAAAGAGGCCGGAGCCCAGUUCAGAGUACGAUUUGUCACCAGCCAAGCAAGAGCCCAAGCCUUUCGAUCGCUUGCAACAGUUGCUACCAGCCUCCCAGGCCACACAGCUGCCACGCUCCAAUUCCCCUCAAGAGGCCACCCAGUCUCGCCCCAUGCCACCCGAGGCACGGAGGCUAAUUGUGAACAAGAACGCCGGCGAGACCCUCCUGCAGCGAGCAGCCCGGCUGGGCUAUGAGGAAGUGGUCUUGUACUGCCUGGAGAACAAGAUUUGCGAUGUGAAUCACCGUGACAACGCAGGUUACUGUGCCCUACAUGAAGCUUGUGCUAGGGGAUGGCUCAACAUUGUUCGCCACCUCCUUGAAUAUGGCGCCGAUGUCAACUGCAGUGCUCAGGAUGGAACGAGGCCUCUGCACGAUGCUGUGGAGAAUGAUCACUUGGAGAUUGUCCGCUUGCUUCUUUCCUAUGGUGCUGAUCCUACUUUGGCUACUUACUCAGGUAGAACCAUCAUGAAAAUGACCCACAGCGAACUGAUGGAAAAGUUUUUAACAGAUUAUUUAAAUGACCUGCAGGGUCAAACUGAAGAUGACUCCAGUGGCGCUUGGGAGUUUUAUGGCAGCUCUGUGUGUGAACCAGAUGAUGAAAGUGGAUAUGAUGUUUUAGCAAACCCCCCAGGACCAGAAGACCCGGAUGACGAUGAUGAUUCCUACAGUGACAUGUUUGAAUUUGAGUUUUCAGAAAGCCCUCUCUUGCCAUGUUAUAACAUCCAAGUGUCCGUCGCUCAGGGGCCACGAAACUGGCUACUGCUUUCAGAUGUGCUGAAAAAGUUGAAAAUGUCCUCUCGCAUAUUCCGCUGCAAUUUUCCCAGUAUGGAAAUUGUCACCAUCGCAGAGGCGGAGUUUUACCGUCAGGUUUCUACAAGUCUCUUAUUCUCUUGCUCCAAAGACCUGGAAGCCUUCAACCCUGAAAGCAAGGAGCUGUUAGAUCUUGUGGAAUUCACAAAUGAGCUCCAGACACUGCUGGGCUCCACCAUGGAGUGGCUCCACCCCAAUGGCUCAACCUCAGAAGACUACUGGUGAGCGCACCAGCCCCGCCCAGCCCCGCCCUGCCCCGCCCCGCCCCACUGUGUACAGUGUGUUAUAGUGUUAAUCCUUGUGCAUAUGUGUCAUAAUACGACUAUUUCUGUAAAGAAAGGACACUAUUACAUAUGAAAAUAUCUCUUCUUUAUAUAAGAGAAAUUACUCCUGUCAGAAGAACUUAGAAACCCGCUGUUUUCUUUUUAAAAAUUUUAAGUCAGUUUUUACGAAAUGACAAUGUUCUUUUACUUUUCAAUGCACAUGUGCUUUGAGAUAUGUAUGUUUGUUUUUACUUGGAACAUUUGUUUCUUUUCUUUCUUAAGGAGAAAAAUGGAGCUCCACACUUUGACGUAAUUUCAUACAAAGCUCUGGUGACAGGCCCUAAACUGUAAUGUGUGGUCAGAACCAUGUGGUUGGUUGUGGGAGCGAAUUUGGUGGGCACUUGUGGUGGUGUACUUUUAUGUUUUGUUUACAGAGUACCUGCUUGGGCCAGGUAAAUGCUAUUGGAUGUAAUCCAGUAGUGUGUAAUAUACAUUCAAACCAUGUCCACACACAACAACUAAUUGUAUGAAACUUUUAUAUCCUAAUUUAAAAGCUGUGAAAUUACUUUUCACGCAUCAAACCGGAUUGUUUAUAUGUUUAAACAUUUUAUGCUCUUAUUUAAAGAAGACUUUGAGCUAUUUUUUUCUGUACCCUGUAAAAUAUUGAAAACUAACAUAAUAUGUUGAGGUUGCUUGAAAACUGUACAUAAAACUAAAAUUUUCUGAAUUGUGUGUUUAUGUUUGAAAUCUGUGUUUUAACUUUGUAAGUAAAUUCUCUGCCUUUGUAUUUAUAUUUUACAAAAAUUUUCUUAAAAGGCAAUAAACCUGUUGAGGAAAGAGAAAAUUGAAGUACAUGGUGUCCUAUAUAUUCCCAAAGCAUCCUUGUUGACACUGGUUUCUGUUCAAUGAUGAAUUCCCUAUGGAUAACUUACAAACAAGGUACUCUCUAUAAACCAGAGCAAACUAGAGGAUUCCAGAGGAAUUACGCUCAGAAUAGGAUUUGAAGUCUUAUUCUAAGAAGCUAAUACUUACACAUACAUCUGUUAUCUUACCCUAGGUUCUGGGG
Messenger RNA from Perognathus longimembris pacificus (Pacific pocket mouse), 7174 nucleotides. It is a transcript of the gene Bcor, whose product is annotated as BCL6 corepressor. Gene Ontology annotation, cellular component: nucleus. Gene Ontology annotation, biological process: negative regulation of transcription by RNA polymerase II. The coding region runs from base 791 to 6070 and encodes 1759 amino acids. Lineage: Eukaryota; Metazoa; Chordata; Mammalia; Rodentia; Heteromyidae. The record is from RefSeq and is a predicted model, not a curated record. Gene Ontology annotation, molecular function: protein binding; transcription corepressor activity. The transcript is spliced from 15 exons.